UGUUUUGGAAGUGAUAAUUAGGUUGGGUUACUGAAAAGGGGUGUUGUGUCUGUAGAUGAAUAUAUGUGGGACAUUCUUAGCUAAAGAUACUCUGAAUAAAAGUCAAGAGAAAAAUUGUCAUUAUUUAAUAGGAUUAAUUUUAAUAUAAUAGUAUCUUAAGCUAACCUUGUAACAGGUCAUGUUAAUGCCACAAUAUUCCUAACUUUGACAACAGAUUUAUUCUUUAUUUACAGAUAUGGAAAAUUGUUUAAAAUGUCCCAUCUAUGAAUGGCCAAAUAAUGAGAAAACCAUGUGUAUUGAGAAGCAAACUGAGUUCCUCUCAUAUGAAGGUGAUUCCCUAACUCUGGUCUUUAUUGUCCUCUCUGUGGUGUCUCUUUUAUUAGUGACAGUUAUAAUAGGAAUUUUUAUUUCAUUCCGAGACACUCCAGUAGUGAAGGCCAACAAUCGCAAUCUGAGCUUUAUUCUCCUUUUCUCCAUCAAGCUGAGCUUCCUCUCUGUGUUUUUGUUCCUUGGUCGCCCAUCUGAUAUAACCUGCAUCCUCCGACAAACCUCUUUUGGGAUCAGUUUCUCCAUAGCUAUGUCUUCUGUCCUGGCAAAAACAAUUAUGGUUUGUAUUGCUUUCAAAGCCUCCAAGCCUAAUAGUCCUUGGAGAAAAUGGUUGGGAGUCAAAAUCACAUAUUUUAUAGUCAUUAUUUGUUCAUUCAUUCAGUUUCUAAUUAGUGGUAUCUGGCUGAUCAUUUCUCCUCCAUUCAUGGAGCUCAACAUUCUGUCUGAACCUGGAAAAAUCAUCAUUCAGUGCAAUGAGGGCUCUGUCAUUGCCUUCUAUAUUGUCCUCUCCUACAUGGGAUUGUUGGCAUCUGUGAGUUUCAUUGUAGCUUUCUUGGCUCGGACAUUACCGGACAGUUUUAAUGAGGCCAAGUACAUCACUUUCAGCAUGUUGCUCUUCUGCAGUGUUUGGAUCACAAUGAUCCCGGCCUAUCUGAGCACCAAAGGCAAAUACAUGGUGGCAGUGGAAAUAUUUGCCAUUAUCUCUUCAAGCUGUGGCCUUCUCUUCUGUAUAUUUCUAACCAAAUACUCUGUCCUUUAUACUACCAUGAACAAGAUUCACUCUCUACCUACUGCUCCAACCCUCCUUAUGGGAGACUUCAAUAACAUCCCAGAUGGCGCUAUGGACAGCAUGCCCCCUGCUAGCCUCCAUGACUAUAACUUUUCCAGGUCGAUAGCUUUGCUUAGCAUCUGCAGGUGUUACCUUGAUUUAGUGAUUUGGACCAUUCUGCUGGUUGUUACUGUAGUGCAGGAGUGUCCAUCCAGUUGUUCACUUCCUGUGGAACUUGGCAUGUUGUCUCUGAAACUUGUGCGCAAGCGAGAGGAUGGCGUCUCUAUCGUGUGCAUUGAGAAGUCUGGCAAUGAGCAGUCAUGGUGGUGA
Xenopus laevis (African clawed frog) is the source of this 1426-nucleotide messenger RNA. Its product is annotated as vomeronasal type-2 receptor 26-like. Lineage: Eukaryota; Metazoa; Chordata; Amphibia; Anura; Pipidae. Bases 236 to 1426 code for a protein of 396 amino acids. The record is from RefSeq and is a predicted model, not a curated record. The transcript has 4 exons.